Molecule: messenger RNA, 1386 nt
Organism: Williopsis jadinii
Lineage: Eukaryota; Fungi; Ascomycota; Saccharomycetes; Phaffomycetales; Wickerhamomycetaceae
Exons: 2
Coding region: 1-1386 (461 amino acids)
Source: RefSeq, a predicted model, not a curated record
AUGGACGAUUUGAUCAAAAGACAGAAGAAGCUCAUUGUGUCCAAGAUCAAGCAGGGAGCAAAAAGAAGGUACAACACCUCCAGGUUAACAGAUGGCAAAUUCGAAACAAUGCUGGCAAAAGAAUUCAAAGACGUCGACAGUAAAUAUCAAUCUUUUGGUUCUCAUGUACAACUUCUCAAAAGAUACAGCAUGUUAACAAACAACGUGUUUCAUCAAAAGACUGUUCCUCACAUUUCACAUCUUGUUGGACUCCAUAAGUCCCAUAUGUUUUGCCAGUACACCAGUAAAAGAAAUCAACAUCUUGCUGCAAAACUAGAAAGAGAUCUAGCACUCGAUACUAUUAUUGAAAUCCUUGGCUUCAAGGGAGAUCGAAGUAUCAUCGACAACAUUAACACUUUGGUCGGUUUCGAGGCAAUUGAUCAAGACAGACUUAUUGAAUCACUGAAAAAAACCAUCUCUCGUAGAAUUCUAACGAAGAGGAUUUAUCACGGGUCAUUCAGUGAUCUGGAUAUAGUGAGCACAGCAAUAGCACUCCAUAAAGUUGGAUGCAUCAUGGUCGGAUUCAAUGGAAACAAGAUGGCCUUUGAAAAUGGCUGGCUUGCUUCUAGUGGAGCUGAUUUGACAGAAUCACUUGAACGAUAUCAUGCAUUGCGUGAAAAUGUUAGUGACGAUGUGCAAAAUCAGGAAUAUGUCACCUUUGGUGAACGUGGAGUUCCAGUUCCAUUGCCCGAUGAUGAACCAUUUGAAGUUGAACCAAUCAAUUGUGACCAUGAAAUUGAUGAUGAUUUAGCAACUGAAAGCACACUGAAAAAAAUCAAUGACGAUGAUCUGAAAGCUGAACUAAUUAAUUCCAGAAUUGAAAUCCUGAACUCAGAGAAUGAAAUUGACCCCAAUAUUCUCAAGAGUAAUUAUGCUGUCAAAAAAGAUAAGAUGGCAUACUAUCGUUCUUCCUUGGAAGAAGAAAACUUCCCAGUGCCUCCAGAACUCACCUCAGCCAUGAACAAAUUUCUAGAGAAUAAGAAAGAUGAUGAAACCUCAGUUGACAUGGUGUACUUCCAGAAUAUUCUCUGUGAAGAACUCAAUCUAAAAAAGUCCAUUAGAGUGCUGGCUUUGGAUGGUACGUGUGUCAAAAUCAAGGACGCUCAAUCUGAAGAUAAAUUCUCAACCCUUCUGGUCAGGAAUUGCAAAUAUGGUAAUAACAGGACCGUUCCUUGGGCUUUUGCAUUGUGUGGUAAUGAAUGUGCACAGUCGUGGACAAACUUUUUAACAACUUUCAAAUCAGCAAAUCCAUGGUUCAUUGAAAGCAUAGCCACAAAGAAUUGGUCAUGUAUUACAGACGGUGAAAAUGGAAUGAGACUUGCCAUGAGGCUACUUCAAAAUGGCUGA